GUGAACUUUAGGGUUCCCUUAUACGAAGUAGGGCUGACCACAUGGUUUGCUAUGAGCGCCUGAGUAAUUGCGUUGGGGCGAUUGGGCUAUAUGACCAGACCUGCAUAUGCCUAACCCAUUAAUUUCGUAAUCACUAAACAACCAAAGAAAAGCAGAAGGUCGGAGGAGAGAGAAGAACCCAAAACCUCAAUUGUUUUUGCCGCCACACUCACCUUUACGCCUCCUUGUAGCUCCGCCGUAAUGGACCGUGAGCUCGCCAUUGCACCUAAAGAUGUUCUGGUUCAAAUUGUUAAGUUGUCGCAAAAGAAUGGAAUGGAGGGUGAUAAAGGAGGCUGGAAGGAUUUUCUGAAAGUUUAUGAUAAAAAAUUUGGUGCGAGCAUGAGCGAUCCAGCUAGAAGGACCCCGGAAGUUUUACGCACUUUUUUGGAUACAUUCAAGAAAGAGGAACACUUAAAGUUCUUUGCUAAAGUUUUGACAUGUCACUCAAAUCGUGACCUGGUGAAACAAGUAGCAAAGUCGGAAGACACUGAAUCACCUGUACAGAAGUUGGUUCGUUUGACCCUUGAUCAUCCACAGUAUCCAAUUGAGUAUUCAUUUCCGUCAUAUGAGCAGGACUGGAUUGUUUCUAAACUUGGUAAGAAGUCCAAGGUGGCAACAUCAGAUACAUUGCUGGCUGUUGAUUGUGAGAUGGUUCUCUGUGAGGAUGGAACUGAAGCCUUGGUUAAAAUAUGUGUAGUAGAUCAGGAUUUAGAGGUUAAACUCCAUGAGUUUGUUAAUCCUAAUAAAGCAGUAGCAGAUUAUAGGACACAAAUAACUGGUGUUUCUGCUAAAGAUUUGGAUGGAAUCACUUGUUCCCUUGCAGAUAUACAGAAAAAGUUGAAGAAGCUGUUAUCCCAAGGUGCUAUUUUAGUUGGGCAUAGUCUCAGUAAUGACCUAAAAGCACUGAAGGUAGAUCAUCCAAGAGUCAUUGACACUUCUUUUGUCUUCAAGCUUGGAGACGAAUCUACGAAUAGAAGACCUUCCUUAAAUAAUUUGUGUAAGUUUGUGCUGGGUUAUGAACUUCGCAAGAAGGAUUCUCCACAUAAUUGUGUUGAUGAUGCAUGUGCUGCUAUGAAACUAGUGCUAGCGAAGAUGAAACCUGGAUCCGAUGAAGCUAUUCCUGUAGCUCAAGAUGAAGUGCCGGACAGUGAAACAGCAAAGCUUCUUAUACACAGAAUACCAAAAGAUCAUCCAAGUGAAGAACUAUGUCAGGUCAUCCCCGGAGACUUCACCAUUGAAAUUCAGGCUCGUAAGAAAGUUCGAGGUGACAAGUAUUCUGCUAUUGCUACUUUCAAAAGUCCACGGGAGGCACUAAAUACGUAUAAUAAUCUGGAAGGAAUCGAAGAAAAGGACUCUUCUGGGCGGUCUCAGAAACCCGUCUCCGUUCAGUUUAAAGAUGGCUCGACAGCAAUAGUAUGUGUUCGGAAAAUGACACCUGAUAAUCCUGUUGUCAAAAGUUCUGCGAAACGACCAUGUCCAACAGACGCACCUGUAGAUGAAUCAAAAAGGUUAAAAACCGCGCAAAUAUCUGAAUCUCCAGAUCAGAAUCUCUGUGUCGAUGAUGAUCACGUGAAGGAGAUUGACAGAUUGAAGGAUUUGCUUAGCCAAAGGGAUCAAGAAAUUUCUAGCCUGCACAAGAUUAUAGCCGCUCUGACAAGGAAACACGGGCUUUAAUCUCGAUCGCUGACAUUUUUGCACAGGAGUUGACAAUGUGGACUCUCCGGCCAUUCAUGUCAUGCAUCCUAGGAAUUUUGUUUUUCCUUUUAUUAUGCAAUAUCUUGUGUGAUUUAUGACUAUUUUUUUUUGGAACAAUAUAUGAAGGUGAAAUUACCUGAGAUUGAUAUUUA
Molecule: messenger RNA, 1886 nt
Organism: Spinacia oleracea (spinach)
Lineage: Eukaryota; Viridiplantae; Streptophyta; Magnoliopsida; Caryophyllales; Amaranthaceae
Product: small RNA degrading nuclease 1
Exons: 12
Coding region: 241-1713 (490 amino acids)
Cellular component (GO): nucleus
Molecular function (GO): exonuclease activity; nucleic acid binding
Source: RefSeq, a predicted model, not a curated record